Messenger RNA from Chanos chanos (milkfish), 1248 nucleotides. RefSeq names its product receptor-interacting serine/threonine-protein kinase 3-like. The transcript is spliced from 9 exons. Gene Ontology annotation, molecular function: ATP binding; JUN kinase kinase kinase activity. The record is from RefSeq and is a predicted model, not a curated record. Gene Ontology annotation, biological process: inflammatory response; protein phosphorylation; innate immune response. Lineage: Eukaryota; Metazoa; Chordata; Actinopteri; Gonorynchiformes; Chanidae. Bases 1 to 1248 code for a protein of 415 amino acids.
AUGGCGCAGCCGGGCUCUCUUGGUUUUGUUCAUGAUGAUGAGCUGAAAUCCUGGGAUGUGAUUGGUGCAGGGGGUUUUGGACAGAUCUGCAAGGUCAAGCAUGUUAAAUGGGGAAUGAACGUCGCCAUCAAGCUGCUUCUCAGUAAUGAUGGUUCUGGCAAAGAUCUUCUGAGCGAGGCCGAAAUGAUGCAACAGGGAGGCCACCCCAACGUGGUAAGGAUUAUGGGAAUUUACGAGGGUCAGCCGCCAUGCGGACGUCCGUCCUCUCAGCUGGGGUUGGUGAUGGAGUUUAUGGAGAAGGGUUCUCUGGCAUCUCUUCUGAACAAACUUGAAGGACCUCCGCCAUGGCCCCUGGUGUUCCGUCUAGCCCACCAAAUCGCCCUGGGCAUGAAUUACCUCCACAAUCUCUCUCCUCCCGUGCUCCACCUGGACCUGAAGCCCAGCAACGUGCUGCUGGAUGACAGCCUCAGUGCCAAGCUGACUGAUUUUGGUCUUGCCAAAGUAGUCCGAAGUGUUUCCAAAUCAACCAUAGGUAAAGCUGGGGAAGUGGCUGGGACAAUUAACUACAUGCCACCUGAAGCAUUUAACUUGGGCUCCUAUAAGCCCACCUUUGCCUCUGAUGUCUACAGCUAUGGCAUUGUGUUAUGGUCAAUCGGCACUGGAAAGGAGCCCUACGGAAAUGCUCUGCCAUCUAUGGUGAUACUCCGUAUUCCAAAGGGUGAUCGGCCCUCUCUGGAUGAUGAGAGCUUGGACUGCAGUAAGGUUGUAGGACUUCAGGAGCUAAAAGACCUCAUGGAGGAGUGUUGGCAUGAAGACCCUAAAACAAGGCCGAGUUUUCACGACUGCCUUAAAGUGACAGAGGAUCUGUAUGAUCGGCACAAACCUGAAGAGCACAGGGCUAUCCAUCAAGUGCAUGAAAACCUGGGCCCAGAGACAGUGCAGUGGGUGAAUGGACUCAUCAAACCACCCGUCAAAAUCAACGUCCAGUUAAACGGCGUUCAGUUUGUGGACAAGCACAGAGCUAAACUUAUUAAGAACGUGAGGGCAGUGGACAUCAUUGCCGACGACCUGCUCCCAAUGAUUGGCCCGGAAAAGUACGCUAACAUCAAGGCAGCUCAAACCAGUCACCAGAAAAUGAGAGUCAUCUUCGAUUACCUGAACUCUGAGGUUGUGAAAGAAAAGUUUUACCAGAGUCUUCUGGAAAAUGAGCGUUACCUCGUUGAAGAGCUGGCUAUGGAAGACAACUGA